GGGGUAGCUAUAGUUUUAUAAUAUGUAAUAAUAUUAUUUAUUUUUUAUUGCUUAGAUGUGUGGACGAGCUCACAGCCCACCUGGUGUUAAAUGGUUAUUGGAGCCCAUAGAUAUCUACAACGUAAAUGCGCCACACACCUUGAGAUAUAAGUUCUAAGGUCUCAGUAUAGUCACAACGGCUGCCCCACCCUUCAAACCAAAACGCAUUACUGCUUCACGGCAGAAAUAGGCGGGGCGGUGGUACCUACCCGUGCGAACUCACAAGAGGUCCUACCACCAGUUGCAAUUACUUUAUGUUUAGGCUAAUUUUUGCAUUAUCAAAAAUCAAAUUGUGCUCGCCUAGGCACAACCAUGAAUAAUAAAAUUUUUACGAAACUUCUUUUUGAAAUUUUCUUGUAGUGGUCAACAUUAAUUGUGAUUCGUAAUAUCAAAGCUGACGUUUCACAAUACAAAUGUCAUUCAAACCAUGAACAUGUAAUAUAAAAAUAAAAUAAAAACUUCAUUAAACACAUUUGGUUGCUACAAAAACUGAUAGUAUGAACUUGCUAUCGUAUUUAGGUAUGAGUUUACAAUCCGAAGUCUGCUUGUGGACGCUGCUGGGCCUAAUACGAAAUAUCUUUGAUGCCACACUAUUUAAAGUCAACGCCAACCUAAAACAGGUAUGGCAGAUGUCGAUGCCGGAUGAGCUGUCAACAUCGGUGCAGGGAGUAUUGCGUACCAUGAUUUCUGGAGUAAUGCUAGUCCAGUGCUUUACAGUAUACGUCUAUCUCGCAACGUAUAUCGUUCUACUGUACCCAGUGUUUUUGGAAGAAAGACCGGCUCUUGUUUUGCCAUGGCUUCUGGUCGCCGCUAUAAGGAAGCUGCUCUGCGAACUAACGAGCCUAGCUUUGGGCCUCGGAACUUGCGUGUUGCUGGGCGCAGCGAGGUCGCCUUGUGUAAAAUUCGUCAUUGUCAAAUUUGCCUCGAUAACGCCUAGUUUUUAUAUGUGGGUGAUUACUUUAAGCUAUUACAACGCUUUGAAAGUAGUUGCAGCCUUUAAAACCUUUCCUAAUGUAGUGCCAGCUUCCCAUUGUGAUUAUGGACUCGAACUUGCUAUAAGGCGACGUCGCACUAAGUCUCUCCAGGGGGAAGAGCAGUUACGUAGGAAAUUAUUGACAAAUUUUUAUGGGGAGCAAACUGUAUCAUCAAACGAUGAAAUCGGUUUCAUUCAAAGAAAUGAACACAUAUCGCGUAUGGUCCAUUCCACAGAUACCAGUAUAGCUGACAGUAAUGACAAAAUUAUUAACGUUAUACAAGGUCAAUUGGAGACAACAAAGAGAUUAUCCGAUGCAGGUUCAUAUGAAGAUUGGUGUAUAAAUGAAAUUGUAAUACCCCGAGAUACAGAUCGUAUACUCGAACAAUUCGUUUUAAUGUCUUUACGGGUUAGUGAUUACUUAAAAAAGGAAGGCACAGAUUCUAUGAAUUCUCAAAGUCUUAUAUUAAAGACAUCAAAUUUUUCAUAUAGACAAGAUGCUUUACAUUGUGCAGCCAUUACAACUGAUAUUAUGGAUAAUUCUUCAUAUUUAGGAAGUAUUAAAGGCAGUACAGCUUCUUACUUAAAAGAAUACCCGAAGAUAUUCAUGAAAAAACCAUCACAUGAUCAAACUCCACACAAUACUCAGAAUCUUAAUAGCGCCCUUGUGUCUAGUUCCAACAACAGCGAAUGUAAACGUUCAAAUUUGGAAACCUUUGAUAGUUUUGAUACGAUGGAACAAAGUUUUAGUCCAAAACAAUAUUCUUACGAAAAUAAUAUUAGCACGCAGCGAAUCGAUAGAGAUCUGACAAUACCACAAGAAAAACCAAAAUGCUGCCAUAAAUUAUGUAGAAUGCGCAGCAUUGAUAUUCCAAUAGAGACGAACGAAGAAACAAUUAGGAAUAGUGAUGAAUCAAUAGAGUCAGUUGGUAAUCUUAAGGCGAUUGCUAAGAAAUUCAAUGAUGUAAGAUUAACAGAAUCUCAAGAUACCGAAGUGGAUGAUGCAAAAGAUGUCGAUAAAAAAGAUAAAACACCUAGCAUAGUAUCUUUAAAUAAUUCAAAAUAAAACACAAACUUUUCUUACAAUUUAAUAGGCGUAAUAAUUAAAAACAGCGUAACAACAAAUUUAAAUUUAUGAAUAAUUUGUUUUUCAAAUGUAUUGCUUGCAUACUGUUUUUUCUACGACUUCCGCAGGGUCGAAAUAUAUAACUCUAUAAUUGUAAUCAAGUGGAUCUAUUAAAUUAAACUGAUAAAAUGGCAA
Molecule: messenger RNA, 2273 nt
Organism: Bombyx mori (domestic silkworm)
Lineage: Eukaryota; Metazoa; Arthropoda; Insecta; Lepidoptera; Bombycidae
Exons: 5
Coding region: 537-2078 (513 amino acids)
Source: RefSeq, a predicted model, not a curated record